CUAACAAGGAAAUUAGAGUUUUUGGUUGGUACAACUAGCAGGCUGUAAAAUCACGAAAUCUACCUCCAAUAAAUAAUUUUGAAGUUUAUUUGUGAAAUAUGUUAAACAAUCGAAUGGAUUUACAUGAUGGCAAAAUGUCGCAAGUUUGGAGAAAAUGACGAGGUGACUUGCUUAACAACAGUGGCUUGGACAUUUGUGAUAUGAUAAUCACAAAAGACAAGUGUGUAAAAUGGACUGAAGUAAUUAGUUAGUUGCUAACUAUUGAGAUGUGCUACUAGCUGUACAUAUAAAACAUAUAUGACCAAUAAGCACUUUAAGUUGUCUUUGCCUACAAAUCACCAAUCUACAUGAACAUCAUGUACUAAGAAAUAAGUUGUUACUGUUUGCAUGCUCUGUCGUCACUUUAAGGUCAAUUCACCUCCACAUACAUUUGUUUUGCUAACCACACAUAAACAGAGCUGAUCAUGUCACUAGUAGAGCAGUCCCAAAAGUGGUUCCCGACUCAUGUCCAAGCCACUGUUCUUCAAGCAACUGACCUACAAGCUAAGAGUAAGAAUGGCACCAACGAUGCCUACACUAUCAUUCAGCUGGGAAAGGAGAAGUACUCGACAUCUGUGGCAGAGAAAACACUUAGCCCAGUGUGGAGAGAAGAAGCCUCCUUUGAGCUGCCAGGUCUGCUUCUGGAGGGCAACCCAGAAAUCUACGAACUAUGCCUCAUCGUGAUGCACAGGUCCCUGGUGGGAAUGGAUAAAUUCCUGGGCCAGAGCACCAUCAGUCUCAAUGAGAUUUUUGAUAACAAGGAGAGAAGGAAAACUGACUGGUACUCUUUGGACUCCAGGCCAGGGAAGAAGAGGAAGGAGAGAGGGAAGAUCCAGGUCAGCAUCCAGUUCAUGAGGAACAACAUGACGGCCAGCAUGUUCGAUCUUUCCGUGAAGGACAAGCCCCGCUCGCCCUUCACUAAACUCAAGGACAAGCUGAAGGGUCGCAAGCACGAUGGUGGCUUCUCCGACACCUCCUCAGCCAUCCUGCCCCGCUCCGCCAUGUGUGACUCGGAGACCCUUCGCCAGCCCAGUGCUCCGGACCAUCAGCACCAGCCAGAGCCCAAGAUCAAGAGACCGUUACUGGCCGGCUCCCAUAAGCUUUCCGCUGCCCACUCCAUGUCCGACCUCAUUGGCACCCACUUCCGCCCCAAGCUGGACUCUAUGAACUCAAUCGAGGAGCUGGAGAAAGGGAGUGGUGCCGCCCCUCACAGGCGCUCCCAGAGUGAGGUGCAAGGCUACCAGAACACAGAGGAACACUGUGACCCUUUUACUGAUAUCAGCGAUGGCCUGCCGCAGAAGUACGCCACCCUUCCUCGCAACCGCAACCCAUUUGAGGUGGAGCAGGGCCAGCUGUGGGACCAAGGGGAGAAGAAGGAGAAGAAGGAGAAGGUCAGCCUACUUGAACGUGUGACUGGGAAGAAGGAGGGACGCAAGACCGACGGGGGCCGUUCGGGCAGCUCUGGAGACCUGCGCUCGCCCAAUCCCUUCAACAGCGAGUCUCAGGGCGACAUCCAACCAACCAACCCCUUCAGCUCACACUACAAAGCAAGUGAUAAAAAGCCCACCAGCAAUGAAGACAUCCGGAAGGCGCGAGAGAAACAUGGCAAGACAAAUGAGACAAAGCAGCCGAGCGUGGCCUCCUAUAGCAACUUGUCUUUUGACGAGGUGGUGCGCGAGCUCAUCAAGCAGAAGGAGGUGGUGAAAAAGAAGGACGCCCAUAUCCGUGAACUGGAAGACUACAUUGAUAACCUGCUGGUCCGCGUUAUGGAGGAUUCGCCGAGCAUCCUACGGACACCCUACGAGCCCAACAGGAAAGCGGGGAAAAUCUCAAAAAAGAAGUAGAGUCAAGGUAGAGGAAGGUCAAAAAUAGAGGCUUGUAGUAACAGUAAUGUCCCAUCCUAGCCAUUAAAAAAAAAAUGUAUUGUGGGUAUGGAACAAAAAAUGAAGAGACGGGGGGGAUUGACCAAUGCCAAAUCAGUCGUUUUUGAUUUCUUUACAGUAACUGCAUUGAUGCAGCUUAUACUUUUUUUAAAUAGGUUUUGUAUGCUGUGAUUUGAGUUUACACCAGUAUCCCCAGCAGAAUAUUAUUGUGGAGUGAAGUACAUCCGACGACGUAAAUAUUUGACUUGCAUUAUAACUAACCCCAUGGCUGUUCCAUUAUGAUCGGUCGACUAACCUCUGAAUCAGUUGCUCUGUUGAUCCACUCAUCCAUUUUAAUUUGAAUUUUGCAUGGCAUUCCUUUUGUUUUUCAAAUUCUGGCGAAUUGAAAGAAUGGGAAAUUACCUAAUGUAUCUCACAAAUUCAUCAGAAUACCUUAGCAGAAACCAGUGGGAUUCAAAUUAGCUAUCACUGUGUUGACUAUGUUUACCAUUUAUUACGAGAUGUUGAAGAACAAACUAGUGGGGUUAUACCUAUGCCUGACUGUUUUCCCAAUGCUUUUAAUAGUGUAUCCAUGGCAUACACUAUUAAAGGCCUUGGGGAAACGGUCAGGGAUGGUAUAACCCCACUUGUGCACUUUCACACACGUAACAUGAAAAUCCCAGACAGCUUCUGUGGCGGUUGUUUGAACAUAGAACCACCAUCAAGCUAGAUUUACGUUUGUAACACUAAGGCUAUCUAUAUUUAAUUAAAUAUUUAAAGGAUGCACGUCUUCACCUCUCACAAAUCAGUUGUACUGAGAAAUUGCACGAUUAGAUUUUGUUUUUAUAAUGUCCUCGACUUCUAGUAAAAGAGAGAAACAACUUCUCUGAUUUAUGACUGAACUAUGCCUCUUUUAGCCUCUCCAUGAGGCUAAAAUCUCUUGAUUAGGUUGCCUUACUUUACUGACUUUAUUGUCCCCAUGGAGAAGUUUUGUUGCAGUGUCAUGUACACGUUUAAAGUAGCGUUUAAAUGCAAAACAAAUUGACAAUACAACUUUCAUAACAGUUGCAUACCAAUAAAAAGAGACUAGCUUACUGGCCUUACUGGGUCGAUGGGAACAUUAGCCCGAGCUAUUUAGGAGGGAUAUCACACCUGGCACAAAUGAUUGUCUAGUUCUGUUUUUCCUGCCGAGAGGUGCCCUAUACCUGCGCCCAGAAGGGAGUAGUUCAAAGUCGCUAGGUGUAGAACUAAGGUUACCAAACCCCAUUUCUAAUUGCUAACUGACUGGAGAAGUUUUGUUUAAAGCCCCGAUGCUCAUUCUGAACGUUUAAAUGCAUCGCUUGCGGUGCGGUUUUUUGAAACAUAAACAUAUCUUUCAUAUCAGUGAGAAAUUAUUUUUAAAAAACUCAAUGUUUAUAGGGUUAUAGGGUUCCCACACAGCCGUAUUUCCAUGUUGCAGUGCUUUUUUAAACGGAAAACAGAGGCGUACCUGUGCUAAUUACAUAUCUACCUGUGAGUAAACGGAAGAUGGACGCCACAAAAGAGUUGUCACUGAAAAUGUGUUAAAACACUGAACAGUAAGUGUAUAUUUUGCAUUUAUACAAUUAUUUCGACGUGAUAAGGAAGAAGAGGGUUUUAUGUUUCUAGAACCGUACCAAAAUUGAAAAUCGAUUCACGUUGAGAAGUAUUUGGUUGUUUUGGCUACCAGAGCUAAUUUGCUAACACAACAUGUAAGGUCUUUGGGACUACAAGGAGUAAUGUUAGUCCAUUAUUGGGCUACAGUUGCUAUAGUAUUUUAAUAAAAGGGUCUACUUUUUAAUUUGAUUGCGUGCCUCACUUUUCAAACAAAAAAACGUCUCCGUUAAACAGUUAAUUAAAUGUAUAUGGCCUAAGUGUUGAAACGUAUCCAAACAAUUGUUAAAAAACCAAAAGGUCAUGGUCUAGGGGUGUGGAUGAGUGUAUCUGAGUGGGUGUGCGCGUGAAUAAGUGCGUGGUGCAGAGACUCCAUGCAGGUGGUCAGUCCAAAUCAAGUGUUCCGGAUAUUUAAAAUGUAACUAGGCAAGUCAGUUAAAAACAAAUUCUUAUUUACAAUGAUGGCCAAACCCGGAGAAACGCUGGGACAAUUGUGUGCCGCCCUAUGGGACUCCCAAUCACGGCCGGUUGUGAUACAGCCUGAAAUCAAACCAGGGUCUGUAGUGACGCCUCUAGCACUGAGAUGCAGUGCCUUAGACCGCUGCGCCACAUAGAAGCCAAAAUAAUGCCGCCCUAUUUAGAAAUUGUCUCUGAGCCUGUUGUUAUCAGACCUCAUGCUCCAAUACCGCCUCCCCGACGGUGAAGGGGUGAACCACUCGGGUGUGGGGUCCUUGAUGAUACUGCGGGCCUUCCUCAAGCACCGUUUCGAGUAGAUGACCUGGAUGGGCGGGAGCACGGUCCCAGUGAUGUACUAAUAACCAGCUGAGCUAGCAAACAAUGUAACAAAAGUAGUUUUUCGGAAUCAAAAAAAUAUACCAACAGUCUCUGUGUUUCAGGAAUCACAGAAGCAAGCUCUCCUGGUGCACUGUUCAAUCAUUUAGCCAUUUAAACAUUUUGUUUUUGGAUAAACUCACUUUUUGCAAUGCCCUCAAUGGCUUCCAUGCUUUAAAACGUGAGCUUGUCCGAGGGGUCGGUCUUGACAACACUUUCUAUCCAUUGGAGCGCUUUGAUUGAUUGCCCCAUUCUGCGGUCGGGCUUAGUGAAGGGUCAAUUGAAUAGGGUUUGCAAUUUUUAAUAGGUCUGACAUGAAAGCGUGAACCAACAUAUAGCCAUAACAAAUAUGGCCGCUUGAUGCGGUAUUCAACCCAGAUGCUCUUAUAAUGUGAAUGUAGUCAAGUAUAUGUUUACCAGAUGCUCCAGAGGCAGUCGUGUGCUGUUGGCAGUGGUCAAGUGGUUGAGUACUGCAGAGCAUUUAAUGACUGUGUUUACACUUCAGACCAAGACGCAGGAUUAUGACACAAACUCUACACUCUGCCAAUCAGCCCGGCACUGCGCUUACUGCAAUACAAGAUUGUGUUGAUAUACUGAAAUGCAGGUAUGAACAUGCUGUUGUUGCCUGUCUGUGACUGAUGUGAGCUUUUUGGCAUUAGAAUGGUUUGGACCUACAGUAUCUGUUGACAUUUGCCAUCUUAGUACAAAAAUAUAUUAUUUAAAGGUACUCUUAUGAGGGUAGGUACUACUGAUUUUUAAAAAAAUUUUUUACUCAAGGCAUGCAUUUCCAAACACGCAUCCAAAAACAAUGUGACACUGCAUUCCAAUUUUGUGACCUUGCAGUGAAAACUAAACAAUAUGUCAACACUGUAUUCUUUGGUCAAUUCUGAUGAUAUGGAAUGUCUGGGCAUCGUGCAGGUGCAGAAUGUAAUUGAGUGGAGGCAAACUAAAGACACUGCUAUUGAAGCCUCCCUUAUAUCUACACCAAAGUGAAUUCAUUCAAAGAGCUACCAUUGUCCAGCAUAUCAACUCUGAAGUCAUUGCUUUUGGGUUUGUUAUUUUAGAUCUUUCAGUGACUCUUGAUGACUGUCGUUUUUGUUUUUAGGAUCAAGCGCAUUGUAUGACCUUCAUUUGCAUUAAGUGUUAUACAUUGUCAUACAGAAAUGUGUAUAAACCAUUGGUCAAGUUAUUCUCACUUUACUCUACUUGUAAUGGCUUUACACAGACAGAAAGAUGAAGUGCAAUCAUAAUUUAGCAACAUGUUUAAUAUUCUAUUGGUGUCCACAAAUGUGUUUACACUUUGAAUCAUUAUAUUGUGUACUCAAGUGGAACACGUCUGAAUGACAUCCGUUCUACUCUUGUGAUAUGUCGUUGUUUGUCGACAGAGAGAAAAUAUGAUUCCGUUAGGUAGAAGUGGUUCAAUUUUUGUUAUAUUUUAGAUUUACUGAUUCUUGCUUGAAUUGUUUUUUUACUAUUUGAAGGAAAUAUAAUCAAGGUACCUAGCUACAUAGCAAUGCAUUUGCAGGCUGAUUUUAAUGUAUUGAUUUCGUUAGAAUGUUACACUGCCCAUUGACAGAUCAAAGUGCUCUUGACUAAUUGCUCUCCACAAAGGCUAUUGGUUAUAUUUUUACUAGUAAUACACUGUGUACUAACUUAACACAUCCAGAAAACCAAACUAUCAGUACAGAUUGUAACAAGGGCUCGAGUUAACCUGUUUAUUACAAUUUAUCUGUGAUCAUUUAUGACAUUCAUGUUUUACUGAAUCAUUUGUCAUACAUCCCUCAUACUGUCCAAAGCAAGGACAAAUAUAUAACAUAUCAUGACAGUUUUACAAUCAAUGUAGGCCAACUCUGUUAUGAAAUAUGUUAUUGUAAAUAGUACUAUGAUGACAUAACAAACACUAUCAGCUUGUCAAAAGACCAACCACCCUCAAUAUAAUCAUUUGUGUCACCGUGGUAUAUCGCUUCAUAACACAUACAAUGUCUGUUCUGCCAUAGCACACACAUAUUCUGCUGUUAACUUUACUGUCAAGUAUCAAUGUAUGCUUUAAGCAGGCAGUCGCCCCGCUCUGUAUGGUGUCAAAUUUCUGAGUCUACUUUUCUUUAAUAGUUCCCAUACACUGUAAUGCUUUUCAAAAAGGUUACUACUACUUAGUUAUUACUUUAUUACUGUAAGUAGGUAAAACUAUUACUGUGUUACUGAAACAUUUUCCCUCAAGAUGUACUUCUUUUCCUAGCGCAAAUGCCAGUGAUGACAAACAUGUCUCACCUAAUUAGCAGAAAGGUUUACAUUUUUGUCACAUUUUUGUUUUUGUAGAAUGUUGUGCCAUUUACAGUGUUAUAUGCUUGGUGUUUUACAUCAAUAGGAUUAAUGUUACAAAGUUGUGUACUAAUUGUAUUGUGAGCCCUGUUGUGAACUAUUGAUUCCUCAGAAGUCUAAAACAUUGACCACACUGAGUUGCAUAGUCACACAUUUUAGACCAUUUUUGUUGCUUUUUCCUGUAUUUUGUCCAUUUUUUUUUAUUUGGUAAACUUUUACAUUCUAAUUUUUAUAUUCUUUAUUUGUAUUGGUAAAAUAUGGUAAAGUUACUGAAUGUCCACAUAUCAAGUCAGGAUACAGCCCUAAGUGAACAUGUGAGAAUUUUACAACAAAACCGCCAGAGGCUUCAAUUUCAGAACUGUUUGGAUGACUCACUCUACAUUUUAAAAAGGGCUAUAUCAUUGCUUCUUCUUUUUUUCUUAAGUAACAAACACCGUUUACUGCAAAAUCCUCCCAAUUCAGUCACAGUUAACUAGGACAAAGAUAAUUUAAUGGUAUUCCACAAAAUGCAAAAGCUGUCUUUUUAUAAAGCUUGUCCUAGCAAGCAUCACUGAGACACACUUUUUUUGUUUAAUAUAAUACAUUUAAUUUUUGAAAAAAGCUUUCCCUCCCCAAUUAUUUUUCUCGCAAUCUUUACCUAAAUCUUCCUCUAUUGAAUGUAGGCUCUAAAGUGUGCCCUCGUUCAUUAUACUGAUUAUAGUUGAGCAACAUUUCUUCCUCAUGUUUUAAAAUGUGACCUUUCUGCAGACCAUAUAUUCAGCUACUGUUUUUACCAUCAUUCAAAAUGACUUUAUGUACAUAUACAUUAUUCAGCUGUUUGUAUUUCACUUUGAAUGUGUUUUGAUGCAACAGAAAUGACUUUAUCCAGAAUAAGAUGACGUAAACACAUGCUAACGAAUAACAACAGAUGUUUGUGUGUUGCGCUGUAAAUUCAAAGGUAAUUUUUUAAAGAAUUUUUACAGCAACAUUAUAGCAGAACUAAUACACUUGCUCCAAUGAAUCUUCCAUUUUUAUUGAAAAACGUGAUGAUGAUAAUGAAAUCUCACAAAUUCAAUAAUGGGGAAAAAGCUAGGACAAUAUUAUUAUUAUUAUUAUUAUGGGGGGGGGGCAUAUUCAUUUCAUGCUAAAUGAGGUAAUAGUUGUUUCUUCAGCAUCCAACAACUAGGUUGAUGUUGAAGUCUGACAGUGGCUACUUUGAGAGAUCUCCAUGGAGACCGCAUCAUCGAAAGCACUGAGCUCUAUGAAGGCUGUUAACGCUUGCAAACAACUAUAAUACCAGUUUCAAGCCCACAAUCACUGUUUCAGUUUAACAUUGUGUAGUAUUUAAAAUCCCUUCAUUGUGUUGAUAUACAGCUAAGAUUGUAACCUUUUCUCCAUGAGUUAAUUCCACAGCACAUCUUUGUACUUUUACUUAGCACUCAUAAGUAUUCAUUAACUCUGCAGUUAGCUUGCAUCUGAAAUUGCACGUCAGUUAUUUUUACAAUACGGCUUCAUACAAUUUUUGUCACUUUCUGUUUAGAGAGCCAUCACAGUUGCUCGUAUCUUAUAUAAAUGAAAAAAUGACAGUAUUUGAUCAAAUUCGAGAUUGUACAAUAAUACAAGCAGGAAUGUCUCCAAACGCCUCUUCUUUGUAUGAUGACAAUGGUACUAAACUUUUCCUUAUGCAUUUCUUUAACCUUAGCUGCAGUUCACGAAGGUGGGUGUAAGUUUCCACAAGACAAUACCAUUUUUCACACUUUAUGCAAAAGUAUGUAUGUCGGGGAUGACCGGGCAUCUGGGGUUGAGGGAAAGUAUUGGUUUGUUUGGAAAACUGUUGAUUGUGAUACUGAGAAGACAAAAAAUGAAUGUCAUGUCUAUGUUGGUAUACAAGGUAUAAUUUUGGGGACAACAAUGCAGAUUAUGUAAAAAGCGAAGAAUGGUGCUGCUUGACAUGACUGCUUUCGAAAGCUUUCAGUGUAAACUGUAUGUUUAUUUUCCGUCUCUCUCACACACUGUCCCACCAAAAGCUGGUUGCUUCCUAACUACUUAAACAAUUUUGGCAUGUGGCAUGGAUGUACUUACAUGAAUGUCUUAGAGUAGAAAUGUUUUAGGAAUUGUCAGUGAUCCAUUGGAUAACAAAAUUGGAAGCCAUAAACAAGAUGAUCGCAUUGCUCUUUUCAAUAAAUACACUGUACUUCUUAAAAAAACAGUUGUUUUAAUUAAUUUACUAAUGCAGCUAUAUUGCCUAUUUUCAUGAUUAUUUAUAAUACAAUGUGCUUUUUCUGUAUAUAGGCACAUACACAAUACAGAAACAAAUUUAGAUGUACACUACACACCAUUGUGAACAAAUCAUUGCAAAAGUAUAGUGAAUUUGGAAAGUAUUCAGACCCCUUGACUUUUUCCACAAUUUGUUACAUUACAGCCAUAUUCUAAAAAUUGUUUUUUUUUUAAAUUCCCCCUCCAUCAAUCUACACACAAUACCCCAUAAAGAAAAAACAGGUUUUUAUACAUUUUUUAUCAAAUGUAUAAAAAAAAAAGAAAUCACAUCUACAUAAGUAUUCAGACCCUUUACUCAGUACUUUGUUGAAGCACCUUUGGCUGCAAUUACAGCCUCAAGUCUUCUUGGGUUUGACGCUACAAGCUUGGCACACCUGUAUUUGUGGAGUUUCUCCCAUUCUUCUCUGCAGAUCCUCUUGAGCCCUGUCAGGUUGGGUGGGGUGUGUUGCUGCACAGCUUUUUUCAGGUCUCUCCAGAGAUGUUAGAUCGGGUCCGAGUUCUGGCUGGGCACUCAAGGACAUUCAGAGACUUGUCCCAAAGCCACUCCUGCGUCAUCUUGGCUGUGUGCUUAGGUUCGUUAUCCUGUUGGAAGGGACCUUCUCUAUUGACAGGUGUGUGCCUUUCUAAACGAUGUCCAAUCAUUUGAAUUUACCUCCGAUGAACUCCAAUCAAGUUGUAGAAACAUCUCAAAGAUAAUCAAUGGAAACAGGAUGCACCUGAGCUCAAUGUCUUGUCUUUUUAGCAAAGGGUCAGAAUACUUAUGUAAACAAGGAAUUUCUAUUUAUUUGAAAUAAAUGUGCAGAACUUUUGAAAA
Messenger RNA from Oncorhynchus nerka (sockeye salmon), 9753 nucleotides. Its product is annotated as rab11 family-interacting protein 2. NCBI's taxonomy places the organism in Eukaryota, Metazoa, Chordata, Actinopteri, Salmoniformes, Salmonidae. The record is from RefSeq and is a predicted model, not a curated record. Gene Ontology annotation, biological process: regulated exocytosis. The transcript is spliced from 6 exons. Gene Ontology annotation, molecular function: small GTPase binding. The coding region runs from base 465 to 1883 and encodes 472 amino acids. Gene Ontology annotation, cellular component: endosome; phagocytic cup.